AUACUGUAGCCAAUUGUCGAAGUCUGGACCUAAGGAGAUAACUUCCGUCCUAGUUCAGCCAACCUUUGCCCUUACGUUCUUCCUUCUUUGGAAUUUUGGAUUAUUAGUUGUUGAUCACAUUCAUUUUCAGUACAAUGGAUUUUUGACUGGCAUAUUGCUGCUGUCAAUUACACGAAUCUGUCAGAAUAGAAAUUUAGAAGGUGGUUUCUGGUUUGCAGUUUUACUCAAUUUUAAGCAUAUUUACCUGUAUAUUGCACCUGCCUAUUUUAUCUACCUGCUCAGGUGUUAUUGUUUUACAAGGUCAAAGCCAGAUGGACGAGUGGUGUGGAGUAGCCUGUCGUUGGUUAGAUUGAUCAUUCUUGGGCUGGUUGUUAUAUCUGUGUUUGCUCUCUCUUUUGGACCAUUCAUUUACAUGGGUCAACUUCCACAAGUAGUAUCACGCCUGUUCCCAUUCAAGAGGGGGUUGUGUCAUGCUUACUGGGCGCCAAACUUCUGGGCUUUAUACAACUUUCUAGAUAAAGCACUUACAAUCAUAGGAACAAAGAUUGGUAUUUUGUCAGUUGAAGCCAUCAGCCAGAAUGCAGCCAUGACUGGUGGUCUUGUACAAGAGUUCCAGCACACUGUCCUACCAUCAGUGCCACCGCUGGCUACAUUCAUACUAACUGCUGUCUCAGUGCUGCCCUCUUUAUGGCACCAAUGGAGACAUCCAAGCGGUGCCAAUGGAUUCCUGCGAUGCCUCACAAUCUGUGCAUUCUGUUCCUUCAUGUUUGGUUGGCAUGUACAUGAGAAGGCCAUCAUACUUAUCACCAUACCUCUUAGCCUUCUAGCUGUCGAAAGCUACCGUGAUGCCCAGAUUUUUCUUCUUCUCACAACUGUCGGCCAUUAUUCAUUGUUCCCAUUAAUUUUCAAGCCAGCAGAAGCUCCAAUAAAAUUGUGUCUGCUUUUAUUAUCAACACUCAUAUCUCUGAUAACUUUAUCCAACAUUUACAAAAGCUCCAAUAAAAUUGUGUCUGCUUUUAUUAUCAACACUCAUAUCUCUGAUAACUUUAUCCAACAUUUACAAAGUUCCAAAAUCAUCAUGGUUACCACACAUUCCAUUACUAACACCUUUGGAAUCACUGUAUAUGCUAGGCCUGAUUCCUUUGUACAUUUAUUGCAAUCUAGGGCAUUAUGCACUUGGUCUAGGAGACAAACUAGCUUUUCUACCCUUGAUGCUGACCUCAGUGUACUGUGCAGGGGGCGUUUCAUGGGUCUGGCUUAAAUUUUAUUAUAACUCAUUAAAGAGAGAAGGAAGAUUGGAAUCGCAAAAGGAUAAGAAAAUUU
This is a messenger RNA of Anneissia japonica, 1323 nucleotides long. Its product is annotated as probable dolichyl pyrophosphate Glc1Man9GlcNAc2 alpha-1,3-glucosyltransferase. The record is from RefSeq and is a predicted model, not a curated record. Lineage: Eukaryota; Metazoa; Echinodermata; Crinoidea; Comatulida; Comatulidae. Gene Ontology annotation, molecular function: dolichyl pyrophosphate Glc1Man9GlcNAc2 alpha-1,3-glucosyltransferase activity. Gene Ontology annotation, cellular component: endoplasmic reticulum membrane. Gene Ontology annotation, biological process: protein N-linked glycosylation.